AUGAAUGCGAUUAUGAAAAGUUUAAAUCGUCACUCUGCAAAAGAAUGGAUAAGUUAUUUCUGUUCCACCCAUUUUUGGGGCCCUGUUGCUAAUUGGGGUAUCCCAAUCGCUGCUUUGGCAGAUUUGAAGAAGAAUCCCGAUUUGAUUUCAGGUCCAAUGACUACUGCUUUAUGUAUCUACUCAGCGGUUUUUAUGCGAUUUGCAUGUCGUGUUGAACCGCGCAAUAUGCUUCUUUUUGCGUGCCAUUUCGCAAAUAUCUCUUUACAGCUGAUGCAGAUGGCCCGUUUUCUUAAUCACAACUACUUACAUAUUAUGGACGAUCCAACAUUCGAUUUUGCUCAAGUCAAUAAUACUCUUCUUAUGGAAAAAAUUGACUAG
Molecule: messenger RNA, 378 nt
Organism: Cercopithifilaria johnstoni
Lineage: Eukaryota; Metazoa; Nematoda; Chromadorea; Rhabditida; Onchocercidae
Source: the annotation of a GenBank genome assembly